Callorhinus ursinus (northern fur seal) is the source of this 1652-nucleotide messenger RNA. The record is from RefSeq and is a predicted model, not a curated record. Lineage: Eukaryota; Metazoa; Chordata; Mammalia; Carnivora; Otariidae.
GCUGACCGGGCGCACCCGGAGGAGGAGGGCCGGCUUCCAGGCGCGAUGCCUCACUGAUGUUGGACAACCAGAUGUUGGGUGUCUCCUAAUGAGAUGCAACUUGGAGUACAGAGCACCCAGGAAAGAGAGAUGUGUCUAAGGAAACAUUCAGACAAAUCCAGAAUGUGAUGGGGCAGCUCAAAAAACAACUGGCUUGGACUCCAGAAAGGGGCCACCAUCGGGUCCCCAGGGCCUGCGUUUAUCAAGCACCUGCGCGCCCUGCGCACAGCUGCAGGUGCCUCGGCCUCAGGACCUUGCUGCUUGCUGUUUCCCGCUGGGAGGGCCGACCCUGUCCGGGACUAGGCCGGUGACUUGCCCCUAGCCACGGAGACAGCUGCAACCCGGGACCUCAGACCUGACCCGAUCCCGCCGGCGCGGAGCAGCGGGAAGCCAGGUUCCUCCACCACCUCCCGGCCAGGGCCCAGCCACCUGCCCACAGAAUGCCUGAGGGCCCUGAGCUGCAUCUGGCCAGCCGCUUCGUGAACGAGGCCUGCAGGGGCUUGGUGUUCGGCGGGUGUGUGGAGAAGUCACCUGUCAGCCGCAACCCUGAGGUGCCCUUUGAGAGCAGUGCGUACUGCAUCUCAUCCUCGGCCCGUGGCAAGGAGCUGCGCCUGACCCUGAGCCCCCUGCCUGGGGCCGAGCCCCCACGGGGGCCACUGGCUCUGGUCUUCCGAUUCGGCAUGUCUGGCUCCUUCCAGCUGGCGCCCCGGGACGCAUUGCCGGCCCAUGCCCACCUGCGCUUCUACACAGCUCCCCCCGGUCCCCCACUCGCCCUCUGCUUCGUGGAUACCCGCCGCUUCGGCCACUGGGACCUCGGGGGCGAGUGGCAGCCCGGCCGCGGGCCUUGUGUCUUGCUGGAGUAUGAGCAGUUCAGGGAGAACGUGUUACGAAACCUAGCGGACAAGGUCUUUGACCAGCCCAUCUGCGAGGCCCUCUUGGACCAGAGGUUCUUCAAUGGUAUUGGCAACUAUCUUCGGGCAGAGAUCCUGUACCGGCUGAGGAUACCCCCCUUCGAGAAGGCCCGCAAGGUUCUGGAGGCGCUGCAGCAGCACAGGCUGAGCCCGGAGCUGACUCUGAGCCAGAAGAUCAGGGCUAAGCUGCAGAACCCAGACCUGCUGGAACUGUGUCACUCCGUGCCCAAGGAAGUGGUCCAGCUGGGGGGCAAAGGUUACGGGCCGGAGAGCGGGGAGGAGGACUUUGCCGCCUUUCGAGCAUGGCUUCAGUGCUAUGGCAUGCCCGGCAUGAGCUCCCUGCGGGACCGGCGUGGUCGGACCAUCUGGUUCCAGGGGGAUCCUGGACCCCUGGCACCCAAAGGAGGCAAGUCCCGCAAGAAGAAAUCCAAGGGAGCACAGCAGGGGCCUGAGCACAGAAUGGAGGACCCUCUCCUUCCAAGCACGGCCCCUCCCGGCACAUGUGGGGCUAGCAGAGGCCCUCCUGAGCAAAGUAGAGCAGAGCAGCCUGAGGGCACCAGCCUCCAGCAGGGCCCAGAGGCCCCCCGAGUCCCUGAGAAGGCAAAGAGGAGGAGGCGACCAGCAGCCGCAGGCCACCGCAGACCCCGAAGGAUCAAGGCUGACACCCCAUCCUUGGAGAAUGAGGGGACGGCAGCCUCCUAG